GUAAUACGCGGGCGCUUUCACCUGAAACAAAUUAAAACCCCCAUUGAAUAAAUCAUUUAAAAAAGACCGCCGCGCCUUUGUUCACUCACUCGCGGGAAUUUGCCGCGCGACUCCUGCUUAUGAACUGUAAUUGAGAACAACUCGAGCAGAGUUAACCACUUCUUAUUAUGAUAUUUUAUUUGAUCACAUCAAAUAAGACCACGAAAAAGUGAGGCCUUCGCAAAGUUAUGUAAUAUUUAAGAGCGACGAACUUUUAUGAAUGAAUUUUCUGCUAAAGAAAGAAAUCGCGAGUAUUUCUUGUAAGCAAAGAGAGAAAUUACAAUCUGAAAUAAUUUCUGCAUUCUUUACUCGUAGCGUGGACAUAAAGCUUACAAAUACAGCGAGAUAGUUUUUCAACACAAAAUAACAUCUCGUGUGUAAAAGAUGUACACGUAGAAAGAUCUAUAGUGCUACGUUCCUGAGAAGAAACGUAUGUUAUUAAGGCUGAAUCAUAUUCUUAUUAUAUCAUCGAAUAAAAACUAACAAUAAAUUUAUGUUAUUAUACUCGCAUCAACAAUGUAAGAAAUGAGUUUGUGGUUUAUAAACAUUGUAUCAUUAUAACAACAGCCGUCGCAAUAACGGGAAACAAUUGUCAGUUAUCACUUAGAUAUUCUGGAGAAAGCACUUUUACAAGUAACGGAUUUAAUGGCGCAAAUACAGUUUUUUCAGUUGAUAAUAUAAAAUUACUUAUAGUGAAUUUUUGUGACGUACGGACGGAAGUUAUUUUAAAAUGAAUUGGUCCUUUCUGGUGAUAGUUUUAACUUUAUUGACUAUAAUAAGUGCCAUUAAUCGACCAGUCUAUAAAGUUGUUCUUACGCAAAAGGGAUACACUCAGUUUCUACAAUACGACAUAGAGACACCACCACUGAGAGAGUUCACUUUUUGCACAUGGAUCCGCACGUACGACCUCGGGGCUGACCAGAGCAUUUUCACGUAUGUGGCGAAUGGCAACAGUCGAGCUUUAAGACUUUGGCUGGAUUCUGGAGGGAAAUUUUUGACUUUCUCUAUCGAGGGGAAAGUUACAUCAAAGAUCCCAGUGGAUGUGACCAAAGACGUUUGGCGCCAUAUGUGUCUCUCCUACCAAUCGGAUUAUGGUGCUUGGGCAGUUUACAUCGAUGCCAAGCUAUCGUUGUGCGAAAGUACUCGUAAACUUUACGGCUACGUUUUACCAGGAGGUGGAAGUGUUAUUAUUGGCUAUGGAACUACAGAUAAUGGUGAAUCUAGCGGAUUUGAGGGAGAGAUGUUUGGAGCUAACAUGCUGUUGGCAUCAACAGUCGAAAGAAAUAAUUCUAUAAUAUUAGAUCACUAUAACCAACAAUCUUCUCAUAAAAAUAAAAGGAUCAAAGAUAGUGAUAGGACUAUUAACUAUGUUGUUUUUAGUGAUUUACAAACAGACGAAAUUCACAAUAACUUCGAAAAAACAGUAACACCACCUUUUAUGAAUAAAAGUAAAAGUUACAUAAAGAUAAAUACACUUCACAGUUCUGUUAGCCACGAUGUAGGUUUGGAGCACACAACAACGAAAUUUCAACCCUUUGAUUUAUCUAACGAAAACGAAUUUUCAGACUUUCCAUCUCAUGAGAGGGUGGUAUAUACUACUGAAAAGAAUAUGAAUAUUUUUUGGAACACUUUAAAUGAUCCCGGAAAGGAAAACCAUUUUAAAAUUAAUAAAUUCGAAGUACCUAGGAACCAAAUGUCUUUUUCAGGUACGAAAGAUGUAGCUACGAUAUCAGAGUAUGAAACACCACCACCUCCACCUCCAAAGUCAAAAUCAUUCUAUACUAUUACUAAUAAUAACAAUUUUGGUGGAGAUAAUAACAAUUUUAAGAAGUAUUUUAGGAAAAAAGGCUCUGGAAUAUUACCUAACGCAGAAACUCCCCCACCUCCACAAAAAGACAACAAAGUUUACGGGCAAUGGACGAGUUCUAAAUUUGCUGGUAGUGUUUUAAAUUACUUAAAAAGUAUCAAUUUUCAUAACCGAGACAAGAAAGUGACUGGUACAAUACCCUUAUUAAAGACAUCGGACAGUUACCCUUAUGCAUCAGAUUUUAAAGUUACUAAAAUCAAGCCUUCCGUUCAGUUUCAUCGAAGAAACUUUAUUGAUAACAAAAUCAGAAUUCAUAAGCGAGGUGUACCUAAAUUACCAGAGAUAAAUGUACAAAUAAUAGAAGAUGGCUUGAGAGCCGAUAUUCUAAGAAUGCAUGCAAUAACGGAACCAAGGAAUGUUGAAGUUACAAGCCGAGGCGAAUCCCAAAAGCACAUGGAGAACAGAUUUUACAGAAAUGUCGAUGGACAACCUUCUUCAGCUGAAAAUUCGGGUAGUGUGGAAGAUAUAUAUAAGCCAAGACCCAGGCCCUUUUCUACCAUGAUUAAUACAGUAAAGAAAAAUAAAAUGAUGUCUGAUUUAGAAGUAUACAAGAACAAUAAUCUGAUGACGAUUCUGCCUUUCCUCAAAUCAUUGGAAUACUUUGUGGAAGAUCCUCAAAUAGAAAUACAACCAAAAGACAACGUAGAGCGUAGCAGUGACAUGUAUUCAAAAAGUCUAUCAAAUGGAAAUAAAUGGCACAAUAUAAAAUCCUAUAAUAAUGAUUACACUCCGAGGCAUAUUAAUAUUGGCUCUACUGAUGGAAGUAGCGAUAUCGAUAUUAAGAUAGCAGAGGCUAACAAAAAACAUCCAUCUUUAAGGCUGAAAUAUAAACACGAAAAGAGAAAAGACAAACUUACUAAUGAUGACGAGACCAUGAUAAAGGGUAGAGAACUUGCCACGCGAGUUUCUAAUCAAUCUAGUCCAAGCCAAGAAUCCAUAUCCAUCAUAAAAUAUAAUCAUGGCUAUCUUCCAUCACACGCUACAAAGGAUAAAAUGACCGGAAAAUUGAAAAGUGCUACAAAAGUUAAUUCAAAAUAUAACCGGAUUAAUGACAAAGGUAAUUUCAACAAGCAGGUCAAGCUGGGCAAUGCUUUAAAUGAACGGCAAGUUAUUGGUUCUGGUGAAGAGCAAAAAAAGCUUAGUUUUGUAGGGGGGAAUGAAAGGGUACCUGAUAUACAUCGAUACAGGUCUGAUAUUGAUGAUGAAAAUACUAACGUGCCGUCUUCGUUAAAGCCAAAAACUUGCAGAUAUGCAAAAUCUGAAGGUCGGCCACUGUAUAUACAACAAGAUGAAAGUAUCAUUGUUUCACACAUUGAAUCACCAGUAAGAAAAAAAAACAUCGCCACAGAAUUUAUUCGGUUAAAUUAUAACCAAUGCUCCUUGGAGGGUUCAAGUUACGAAAAAAGUUAUUUGCUCUUUAUUGACUGGAGAAAAACCCCAGUGAGACUAUUUGGAGGAGCUCAACCUAAAAGAACAACAGAUCUGUGUGGUUUCUUUUAACAAAAAUGCAAUAUUUUCAGAUUAAAGCUUGAAAAAUAAAUAUUUUUAUUAUUUUUCUAGAUUCACAAUCUGUAUUUUUGUAGUUGCCUUAAUUUAACAGUUUUAGAUUUUUGUAUAGUAAUGUAAUAGGAAAAAAAUAUUUGAUACUGAGAAAUUGACUAUUAGAUAACAAGUUUUAAUGUUAUGUUUAUAAAAUUACUUGGUACUUACACAAAACUUAUCUGUAUGUAUAAAAAAAAUCACCGUAACGUAUGUACGCUCAUAAAUUCCGAACGACUGCAUCAAAUUGGAUAAUUCUUUUUUGUGUUCGUUAUUGUCAGGACAAGAUAUGUAUACUCCAAAGAAAGUAAAAAAAAAACUACCAAAAAAGAAGAUAUGGCAGUACGAAGUUCGCCGGAUUCACUAGUAAUAUUACAUAUGAUAAAGAUAAUUCCGCUGUCAUUAAUGAU
Molecule: messenger RNA, 3855 nt
Organism: Chilo suppressalis (striped riceborer)
Lineage: Eukaryota; Metazoa; Arthropoda; Insecta; Lepidoptera; Crambidae
Source: the annotation of a GenBank genome assembly